Cuscuta epithymum is the source of this 2728-nucleotide messenger RNA. The record is from the annotation of a GenBank genome assembly. NCBI's taxonomy places the organism in Eukaryota, Viridiplantae, Streptophyta, Magnoliopsida, Solanales, Convolvulaceae.
AACCCUGGAGAAACAUGGUUCCUUCGUUCUUCUAUUUAUUCUUUUCUUCCUGUCAAUGCGGAAACGUGAGAGGUGAGACUUGCUAGCCCCGCUCACCGUGUCCAGCCAUCCUUGCCGGGCUGCCCAUGCUGUCCCGCUCUAAUGCUCCAUUCUACCGGUUACUCCACUUAGCGGCCUAGACCCAUUAAACCUUAGUCAGCCGCAGGAUUUUACAGGGCAUAAAAUAAAUGACGCACGGAUAACUUCAGGUAUGUAUCCUGAUUGCUUCACGUUUGGGAGUAUUCUGAGAAAUUCAUUUGGAUGUUAUAGAGUCGAUGGACUUGUGAUUAUUGGCAGUAUACAUGGCAUCAUUGUUCAAUUAGGGUAUGAGUCUAAUAAUGUGCCUAUUGGAUCUCUAGUUGAUGCCUAUGUGAAGUAUGGGAACGUAGCUGGUGCAAAUCGUCUUUAUAGAAGUAUGAAGAAGAUAGAUAUCAUAUCAUGCUCUGCAUUAAUUAUGCGAUAUGCUCGUCAAGUUAAAGGCAUUGAUGAAUGCAUGAAUCUCUUUUUUGAGUUGAACCGAUUGCACGUGGAAAUUAAUAGUGUAAUAUUGUGCUCAAUGCUUAGUUUGUGCUCUAAAUCAGCAUUAUUGAGUCUAGGAAGGCAGGUGCAUACUCUUACGUUGAAAUAUCAAAAUAAACAUGAUGUAGCCUUGGGAAACUCUUUGAUUGCCAUGUACACAAAAGCAGGUGAGAUUGAGGCUGCUAAGAGAAUUUUUCAUUCCAUGGAAGAGAAGAAUGAAAUCUCAUGGACAUCAAUGAUAUCUGGAUAUGGUGUGCACGGCCAUACUGAGAACGCAAUUUCUCUUUACAAGAAGAUGGAACUGCAAGGAAUUUAUCCAAAUCAUAUCAUGGUCUUGUCCCUUUUCUCUGCGUGUAGUCAUACUGGCUUGACUUCUCAAGGCUGGGAGUUCUUCCACAAUAUGGUUCGAAAAUAUAAGAUUUGCCCAUCGUCGAAGCACUAUGCUUGCAUGGUAGACCUUUUGGCACGUGAGGGUUGUUUGGAAGAAGCCCAUAGUUUGAUAUGUAGGGAGAAAGUUAAUCCGAGUGCCUCUCUUUGGGGAUCACAUCUUGGGGCGUGUAGUGUGCAUGAACAUAUGCAUCAUGGAGAGUUAGCAACGAAGAAUUUAUUUAUUAUGAACCCCCAAGAGCCUGCCAACUAUGUUGUCUUGGCUAACAUAUACGCAUUGGCAGGUUUAUGGCGAAGGGCCGCCGAUACACGGGAAUUGAUUGUUAAUAGGAGGUCAUGGUAGAAUCCUGGUCAUAGUUUUGUCCUGUCAAACAAUAUCACUUCUUCCCGCUGGUUGGUAUAAAGGUCUGUGAGGAUUUCAAUGUAUUCGAUUCCAGAUAUGUUAUUUUUAUGCAUUUAUACAUCGUGCUUAAUGAUUGAGCAUUUGAACUGCCUUUAGCAGUUAGCUUAUUCAGAGUAUAUCAUUUUCAUUUUCAUUUACCUACGAUGGGGUAAGCGGAGGUCGGAUGUACGCAGGCUUGCCCCUGUACUAAAGCUCAGAGAGAUUGUUUCCGGAUGACUCAUAGUGAAAAUCGCAUCCAAAAUUGCAUGGACUAACUGCUACUUCAUAACAAAGAAGCGCAGACAAUUUAGUGAGCCAUUUUGCGUUAUUCCAUCAUAUUGUCAAGCCAAAAUAUAAUAAAUCUUUGGCUCCAUUGCAAGUGAUGGAAAAGAAAAAGAAAGGAUAAACUCAUAAAAGGCCAGAGCUAAGGAGCACCUUGACUUGUUUAAUGUUGCUGCUAGUCAACCUAAAGUUCCAUCUCGUAAAUUAUCUCUUUGUGUUUACAAAUGCCAAAUGUAAUAUAAUGGUCUGGUGACUGGUGUGGAUCCAAAUCAAUAUUGUGUGAGUUCUACAACGCUGGGAAAUGUACAAAGGAUUUCAAGUGGAAGUUCUCACACGAUCUGAAUAUACAAAAAAAGGAGAGAAGAUUGUCAUUUGCAUAUAAAUGUGAUCAUGUAAAAAAGAAAUAGCGGAGGAUCUGGAGUUUGGGGCCAAGAGACUUUUGAGGAGUUUGUGGCAUAAAAAGUGAGGAGUACAGCAAGAACCAAUCAAGUUUCAGGGUUUGUAAAUACUUUUUGGAUGCUGAGGAGAAGAAAUGAAUGGAUGGUUUUGGGUCUGUCGAAAUUGUGGUAAACACUGUCACUAUAGAUAUACUCUUCCUCCAGGGUAUGUUCUGAAAUCAAUGAGGAAUAGAUUAAUAUUUUGAAAGCAAUGGUCUGCAAAAUAUGGAAGGGUAAGUUUUAGAGUUGUAAUGUACUUCAAAACGCUAAUGGAAAACAGUUCAGUUUUCAGCGUUUUGGAUUUUGUGGAGAAAUUGUGGCCACAAAAUGGAGCAAGAGCUGGAGAUGCAGUGAGAUCGCGGGCAAGAUCCAUGGGUUGAACUACCUUUAGGCAGAUUGAUUGAAAAAGGUGCACUGAGGAAUGAUUGGGCAGGCCGUAGAUGGGGGUUUCUUCCAGCGAUGGAGUGCAGGCACGACAGAAACGUUGAUGUUUGUGUUUUGAAAUAACUCCCAGCUAAAAUUGUCUAAAAAAAAGUUAAUCCCACUUAGUUAUAUGAAUAUGUAUCUUUUGUUCAUAAAAAAGGUUUUCACACCUUACCUAAUAUUAGCAACUAGCUUUUCAGCCAUUAUUUUCACGAAUGAAUGUUUUUGGCUAAAGGGUCAAAUAGGCCCUUGAACUGAC